Messenger RNA from Clupea harengus (Atlantic herring), 1110 nucleotides. RefSeq names its product zinc finger protein 239-like. Bases 1 to 942 code for a protein of 313 amino acids. The transcript has 2 exons. Lineage: Eukaryota; Metazoa; Chordata; Actinopteri; Clupeiformes; Clupeidae. The record is from RefSeq and is a predicted model, not a curated record.
AUGGAAAUUAAAGAGGAAGAUGAAUCGGAUUUAAGAGACUGUGAUCGUGAUGACUCUUCGCCUACAAGAGACGUUCAAAGGAUCCAUUCUAGAAAAAGGAGUCCAGAGGAAAGAAGAAAGAAAAUCAUCAGACAUCAGCAGUCGAACACAAGGAAGAAACAACAUGAAUGCCCCCAAUGUUUCAAAACCUUUGCCUCACCUUCCGCUCUUGCAAUUCAUCAACGAACACACACAGGAGAAAAGCCCCAUCAAUGUCCUCAGUGUGGAAAGACUUUUAGCCGUAUUUAUAGUCUCAAGAUGCACCAGAGGGUCCAUAGUGGAAAAAAGCCACAUCAGUGUUCUCAGUGUGGAAAGACUUUUAGUCAAAUGAGUAGUGUCAAGAAACACCAGAGAAUCCACACUGGGGAAAAGCCAUAUCAUUGUUCUCAGUGUGGAAAGACCUUUAGUCAAAUGGGUAGUGUCAAGAAACACCAGAGAAUCCACACUGGGGAAAAGCCAUAUCAUUGUUCUCAGUGUGGAAAGACCUUUAGUCAAAUGGUCGAACUGGAGAGACACCAGAUGUUCCACACUGGAGAAAAGCCAUAUCAGUGUACUACAUGUGGGAAGGGUUUCAAAAGUAGCAGUGAACUUAGGAUCCACCAGAUGACACAUACUGGAGAAAAGCCACAUCAGUGUUCUCAGUGUGGAAAGACUUUCAGUCAGAUGUCUUCUCUCAAGAUACACCUGAUGAUCCACACUGGGGAAAAGCCAUAUCAGUGUACUACAUGUGGGAAGGAGUUCAGGAGUAGCAGUGCACUUACAAUCCACCAGAUGACACAUACUGGAGAAAAGCCACAUCAGUGUUCUCAUUGUGAAAAGGCCUUUACUGCAAUUGGUAGUCUCAUCAGACACCAGAGGAUCCAUACUGGGGACAAAAAAAAAGUUAAAAAAAACAAACAUUAAUUGCAAUGUGUUUUAUAUAUUUACAAUACUUGAUUUUUUGUGAAUGGCUUUAACUUACAUAUAGUAUGCACACUACUUUAAUCAUGGGAUACUAUUAUUGUUAAAUUUGAAAGAGAGAAAGGGUCUGCCAUCAUAUUUUCUGCCACUUCUUCGUGUACCAUUCGUUUA